AUGCAGUUGCCGUCAGUCAAGACGUCGCUCGUUGACGUGACAGAGAAGAUCAAAGAUGCACCGUGUCGAAUCCUUUUCAAGAACGAAUUGGAACAGCCCUCGGGUAGUUUCAAGCUCCGCGGUCUCGGAUAUCUAGUUGCAAGAAAGAUUGCACAAGCACAGCAGCUGGGCAAAUCCGACGUUAUAGUGUACAGUUCUUCUGGUGGUAAUGCGGGUUUGGCUGCUGGUUACGCGGCGCGGUUCUACAAGGUCAAAUGCACCGUGGUUUUGCCCAAAGUGUCCAAAGCCAACGUUGUUGAGAAAUUAAAGCUGAUGGGUGCAGAAGUCAUUAUUCAUGGCAAGCACUGGGGCGAAGCAGAUGCACACUUGAGAAAUGUGGUGAUGGAGCAAGCUGGGGAGAGUGUGGAAAAAAUCUACUGUCAUCCGUUUGACAACCCGUUGGUUUGGGAAGGGCAUAGCAAGAUCAUCGAGGAGAUUUUGGAAGAGCAGCAACUUGCCAACUUUGACAAGGUCCGAGGGGUGAUUUGCUCGGUUGGCGGCGGCGGGCUAUACAACGGACUAGUUGAAGGCUUGAGAAAGUACAGGGUUCCCGUCUUGGCGAUGGAAACCAAACAGGCUCCGACCUUCAACGAGGCUGCGAGUCGCGGAGAGGUUGUCCACCUCGACAGUGUCGACACCUUGGCCAACUCCCUCGGCUCCCCUUACCUUGCCGCCAAAGCACUCGAGAACUACAAGAGCCACCCCACGUACCUCGGGAUGAUUGACGACUUGGAUGCCGCGCAGGCUACAGUCGAUCUCUACGACGACUUUGGCCUUUUGGUGGAACCUGCCUGCGGGGCGUCGGCUGCUGCCGUCCUUCGAAAAAACCAGCUCCCACGAUACUUUCCUGACUUGCAACCCGAUGAGAUCCUCAUAGUGAUUAUCUGCGGCGGGUCGGGGAUAAACGAGGAGAUUAUAGAGCAAUAUAGAGGCUUGUUAAAGCAAAAAUGA
Messenger RNA from Lodderomyces beijingensis, 990 nucleotides. The record is from the annotation of a GenBank genome assembly. NCBI's taxonomy places the organism in Eukaryota, Fungi, Ascomycota, Pichiomycetes, Serinales, Debaryomycetaceae.